This is a messenger RNA of Malassezia sympodialis ATCC 42132, 732 nucleotides long. It is a transcript of the gene SSL1, whose product is annotated as TFIIH/NER complex subunit SSL1. NCBI's taxonomy places the organism in Eukaryota, Fungi, Basidiomycota, Malasseziomycetes, Malasseziales, Malasseziaceae. Gene Ontology annotation, molecular function: zinc ion binding. Gene Ontology annotation, cellular component: transcription factor TFIIH holo complex; transcription factor TFIIH core complex. Gene Ontology annotation, biological process: nucleotide-excision repair; regulation of transcription by RNA polymerase II; DNA-templated transcription. The record is from RefSeq and is a predicted model, not a curated record.
AUGGCUGCGCGUAGGGACGAGAACUACGUAGACGGCGCUGAGUUUGAUGAUUCUGACGAACUCAUUGAGGAAAAUUCUGAUGACUCGGAUGAGUUCCACGCGCUGCCAUCUCUCGCGCAUUCAUCCGUCAAGUCCACUUUGACGUUGGGGUCUAAGCGCAAGGCAGGCGAGGCGCACGACGACGCAGCCGCCUCUGGAAGUGCCUCGCGAACCGAAAAGAGAAAACAAUCGCAGAAAAAUGCUGGAUACAGUUGGGAAGCUGCGUACCAACGCUCAUGGGACCAUGUACAAGAAGAUGAAAGCGGAAAUUUGGAGAGCGCUGUUCGACAAAUGUUGGAGGUCAGUAAACGCAAGCGCAGUCUCCGUGAUAGCGCACCUGUACAGCGCGGUAUCAUUCGACACCUAGUUCUUGUUUUAGAUCUGAGUGAGGAUAUGAUGGACCGGGACUUGCGGCCAACUCGGUAUGUGCCUCUGCGCAAACUGACGAGUAGCUUCGACUUGACGCUCCAGCUAUGUCGACAGUUUGUGUCCGACUAUUUUGACCAAAAUCCUAUCGGACAGCUGGCCAUUGUUUGUGCUCGUGAUGGACUUGCCGAGAGGCUCUCCUUGAUGGGCGGGAACACGUUCGAUCAUGGUGCCGUUCUUGCUAGCAAACGCAAACUCGAACCUCGAGGUGAACCUAGCCUCCAAAACGCCCUUGAAAUGGCCCGCAACUGCCUCUCGUAUGUGUGA